GUUCUAAUCGCACACCGGUAAACAACGCAACCCCGACGCCGAAGAUGAGCACCUUCCCGGGCACGGUGCCGGAGCUGCCCGGUAUCGGGAUCGAUCGGUUCGACCAGCCGGUCCGGGAUCGGGCCACACUCUUCUUCCUGUCCCAUUGCCACGUCGAUCACAUGCAGGGCCUGCCGGACGCGGCGCCACUGCCCGGUCCGCUCUACGUCAGUCCGCACACGGCCGUCAUUGUCGGCCUCCGGCACCCGCAGCACACGCUCGUCCCGGUGCCGGUCCGGGAGCAGCUGAACCUCACCGUACGACCGCCGGCCGGACCGGCCUACGAGCUCUGCGUCCGGACCGUGCCCGCCGAGCACUGUCCCGGCUCGGUGAUGUUCUACUUCGAAACGAAAACGGUCCGGCUGCUGUACACGGGCGACUUUCGCCUGUCGUCCGCCAGCCUGACCGCGAUCGCCCGGUACCGGGUGCGGCCGACCAUCGUUUACCUCGACAGCACCUUUCUCGACCGGCGGUACGCGUACUUCCCACCGCGGCAGGCCAGCAUGGACCGGAUAGUGGAGCUGUGCUCGCGCUGGCUGUCGCACGACCGGCGCAACGUUGUCGCACUAUGGCCACCGGCAUCGUACGGCUCGGAGGAGCUGUUCUGUCAGCUGGCGAGCCGGCUGCACCAGCGGAUACACGUGUACGCUGCCCAGCGCGAACCGUACAACCAUUUCGCGGUGCUGGAUGACGUCUUUACGGACGAUGCGGCCGGUGCGCGGAUACACGCUUGUCGGGGGAAAACACUACAGCACGGGGUGGCAUGUCGGGCGGCGAAGCCGGAGGAGAAGCAUUUCGACUUUGUGAUGACGAUCCGUCCGACCGCGCGCCGCUGGUGCAACCUGCGCCCGGGGGAACCAUUCUGGCAGCAAUCUGGCAGUGGCAAUCUAUGGUACGUGUGCUACUCCUCCCAUGCCAGCAGCACGGAGCUGGUCGAAUUCCUGCGCAGCCUGCAGCCGGACGUGCGAGACAUUCGCUUCAGCGUGGUGGCGGACGAGCUGGAUCGGGCCGGGAAGGAAACGUUGCUGUGCGAGCUGCUGGAACCGGCUGGCAACGAGCUAGUGCCGCCCGGGGAAGAACCGCAGCGACUGCACUGCCUACCGCUGGGUGCCUUUAAAGUCAAAGCCAAGCUCAAGCCAAGCAAAGAAAGUGACAGUGAGCCGGAGGGCGACCACGUGGAGGACGAUGAGUUACACCGACGGCCGAUGAAAAUGGCACGGCGAACGGGUUCGGAUUGAGAUGGUAGAUGGUAGAUAGGUUAUAUACAAUAAUUGUUUUAUAUAAUUAAACACUGUUUUAUAAAAUUGGAAUAAACUCCAAUUCCAUUCCGCCUUUCAA
Anopheles arabiensis is the source of this 1377-nucleotide messenger RNA. RefSeq names its product protein artemis-like. The coding region runs from base 45 to 1277 and encodes 410 amino acids. Gene Ontology annotation, molecular function: damaged DNA binding; 5'-3' DNA exonuclease activity. NCBI's taxonomy places the organism in Eukaryota, Metazoa, Arthropoda, Insecta, Diptera, Culicidae. The transcript has a single exon. The record is from RefSeq and is a predicted model, not a curated record. Gene Ontology annotation, biological process: protection from non-homologous end joining at telomere; double-strand break repair via nonhomologous end joining; interstrand cross-link repair.